AUGAUAACCCUAUCUUAAGGGUAAUAUUCUUUAUCGAAUCAAGUUUUAAGCAAAUCAACAUUAAUUGAUUACCAAAUGGUUGAAUAAGUUGAAGUAGACUAAUCAGAUUAGAAUUACCUAACCUUUGGAUUUUGGUCAAAAUAUAAUCCAUUAGGUAAUACAAAAUUGAAAGGCGCUUAUGAACCACUUGACAGAAACUGCUUUUAAAUACUAAAUUCUCUUGAUUAUGCUACUUCAAUUCUCAAUUUAUUUAAUUUGAUUGCGUCUACGAUACCACAAAAGAAAUCAAAAAUUCAUCUAAAUAGGAUUGAGUUAGACUGAUUAGUUUAUAUUUUCAAUACAAGCAGAACCUUCUGAAUAUGACGAUUUCUAGUAUUUUUUUAAAUUAUCACAAAUAUCUAGAAAAAAAGUGUAAACUAACAAUUUAUUUUUUAAUAAAUUAGAUAUUUAAAUAAACUCACUAAAUUAUUUUCCCUAGUAAGAAUUAAUAAUUAUUCUUUAGAUUUGGAGGGAGUUUAAAAGUAAAGAAUUCAAAUAUUGCAUUAAUUGAAUAAGGAAGAAUAUUCUCACUUUAUCCAGGCUAAUUAAUUGUAUAUAACUAUGAGAUGAAGAGGAUACCAAUAUAUUUUGAGUUUUAGUUUGGAAAUUACUGA
This is a messenger RNA of Paramecium octaurelia, 653 nucleotides long. The record is from the annotation of a GenBank genome assembly. NCBI's taxonomy places the organism in Eukaryota, Ciliophora, Oligohymenophorea, Peniculida, Parameciidae.